CAUUUAAACUUGAUACAUCUGAUUGUAUAAUAUAUUUGUGGUGAAUUAAAUUAAUCAUUUUACUUCAAAAUUUUACUCAUCGGUGGUUUGACGUCUUUAUUUAUAUUUAUCAACCUUUCAAGUUAUCCGCACCAUUGACUCAAUUAAACUUCUAAUUAGGCAAUUAGACUUCAAUUUUGACAGAAUUUUAUUGCUUGAAUUUACAUGUAUAAAUUCUGACCCUUCCAUAUACAAUAAAAUAAAGAAUAAAUGCCUCCUUCCGCCGAUGUCCAAUAAAUAUCUGUUGUACAUAUUUGUGAGUGUGCUGUAUUUAAAUGCAAAAAGUUGAACAAUGCUACUUUACUUUAUUCUGAAAUAUGUGUUAGCUAGAUGUGUAUUUAUGUGGUGAACUUGGAAUGGUGAUAAUCCGCCUAGUGGGAGAAAUAUUUUCGGAUCAAAUUACAAUCGUUUUACACUCUUAGAUUCAUGACAGCGAUUCGGUCGAGUUUUAAAUAUGCUUUAUUACAGCAAGACAUGACUUUCGAUAAUUUACUUGACUUUUUUGUAAAUCAUAAAAGUAGUCAUUUUACCAUGCAAGCGUGAUGAAAAAAUAUUAUUUUGUAGUUACAGGAGUGUUGAAAAAUUUGGUUUUUACAAGAUUUGAAUUCGUUCAUUUUAGUCUGUAUCAAGUUGGGUUUUUUCGAUUGGAAUGUUUAGAGUUGUUUAUGGUUAGGUAAAGGAAUUCACUUUCAUGUAACUUUUCUGAUUUAAUAUGGAAUAUUAAAUAAUUAAAUUUGCUUUUUUGAGGUUACUGUUAGCCCGUGAUAUUGGGUAUUAGUAGGACCAUGAAGUGAUGAUUUGAAUUUUCGAAUUUCGAACUUUGCUACUCUUUGUACCCAAGUGAGGAAUAAUAGCUGGUAGAUCUUGAGUUUUCGUUAGUAUUUUGGAUAUUUAAACUUUGACCAUUGGUAAUUUAGAUGUGGUACUCAAAAAGCUAGCCAUAGAUCGUUUGAACCUUUCUUAUGAAUUUUGGCUUCUUUGGACAAUUUAGACGUCUAAACCAGCGUUUGAAUUUUUUGAACCGCUUACUAUACAUACACUUGGGUGAUUUAAUUAAUGGUUUAACCUAAUGCAUUUGUGAUAUUGUGAAAGCUGGAGUUAAAGUGUUAACUAUCAGAAAAUUCUAGAACAUUGAAAUUGUCGAGAUGUUUGUAAUUCUUUCAAAUGGAUAUUCGUUUGUGUGCCAUGGUAUAUUAUUGCUUCUAUAUCAAGUUUUGUACAGUAUAGUACCACACUUUUAUGUUACAUUGAUAUUUCAUAGAUAAAGUAAACCAAGCUUAUUGAUGCAGUCAAUGUGACUGAAAACUGGUGAAAUGUCAUUAUUUUUGCAUUUGAUUUUUUCUCUUCAUCAUUUAGUUAUUUUUUGAUAAAGAUAAUCCUUUAUGAAUAUGGCAUAUAAGUUGCCAUCCGAAUAGUUUGUUAUCCUGGGAAGUCUUUGUUGAGAUUUAUUCUAUUUCAGAUAUUCUUUAAGGCGUUCAAUGCACAGCAAAAUUAUGAUAUAUAAGGUGUUCAUAAAGUCUUAAACACUUUUAAAAUUGCAAAUGAUUUGGCCCUCACAGAUGUAUUGAAUGAAGUAAAAAAUACUUGAACAAUUACUGAUUGAAACAAACCUGGUUAGGAUAUAUUGAGAACGGACUCCAUAACGAAAUUAAAAAUGUAAAGGGACUUUGUGGACACAUUGUAUGUCGAGAUUUUGCUGUCAACUGUUGCCUUUUAAAGAGCUGGUAUUUUGAUUGAUUGAUUAUUAGAAAUUGAUUAUAUUCUGAUUGAAUUACAUUAAAAGUAUGAUUAUUAGCUCGUAUGUGACAACUGACAAUACAACAUUGUAUAUUGGUAUUGCUUUCAAUGCUUUGCUGUUAAUACUGCGAUUUUCAUCUUAAUUGCCUCAUGUACUUACCGUAUUCAUGUUAACUGUUCUGUGUCAUAAUAAAUGUAUAUCUAGGUAUAGUAUUAGGUUCUUUUGUUCAAUAAUAUGACGGAAUUAGGUAGAGAGAUGCAGUAGUUUUGGGAAGAUAAUUAAUUUGAAAUUAAUUUUUGAGGAUAUAAAAUGGUUGUGAUGGAAAACGGAAUUGAUCGAGUUUUCUCUUUCCCAUGCGGAAUUAAAUAUAUCGGAAACGAUGUUGGAAAAAAUUCUGCAAAAUUUGAAGAAAGUAGAACUGGGGUCCUGCUAUUUUCAACUUUUCAAAACAGACCUUUGUGUUAUGUGUUAAGUACAUUUACCCCAAAUCCAACAGCUAUAAAAAAGGGCAAAUGGUUGACUUUCAAAAACAGUAGUAAAUACUCUAUCAGCGUGGUUUUAAAAGUUUCAAAAAAAUAUCAAACUGUUUUUGGAUCUCCAGUUAUCGCUUGGGAGUGCAAAGAUUUUGAACAGCAACAGAAAGCAAUUUUUAAGCCAAAACUGGAUUGGAAUAUGUCUUCAAAUGGCUCAGAUAAAGUCGAAAAUGAGCCAACAAUUUUGUCUUGGUUUAUUCUGUACCAGUUAGAUGCCAAUGAAAUGUCAAAGUUGGAUUUUGACAAGUUGAGAUGUCAAGCGAGUUCAUUAUGUACCGACUUCCAUAUUAGAACAGGCCAACCAAUUGAAACAAGAAGUUAUCCAUUUGGACCUGAUAUCAUGGAGAUUUUUACAAGUGCUGUGAGCACUGGUAUCAUAAGUAAUGUGUCAUUGGACAAAUCAUUGUUUCUUAUUGAUGCAAGAUGUCUACCUGGUUCAGAAGGAGGUUCUGUUAUAACAUUGGUUUCACACAAACUCGUUGGAAUAAUAGUUGCACCACUGUGCUGGAAAAAUCAGGAAUUAGUUGGAUUUUCAGUUUGUUGCUCAGUUCAAAGUAUUUUUUCAUCUUUACAAAAUGUUUUACAAUCAAACCCAAUAAAUGAUGAUGUCAGAAUAUUGGUGAUAUCAUGUUUAAAAGCUUUUAAAGACAAUCAAUUACUACCCUCAAAAAAUAAAGGACCCACUGUUGUGAGAAUAGAUGUUGCUGGCAUUUGGGGUUCAGGGGUCGUUGUUGCGGCAACAAAAAAAAAAAAUUUAUGUGAAGUAACUAUUGUUACUUGUCGACAUGUGGUUGAAAAUGCGAUAGGAAGAAAUCAUGUCAAAAUUUCUGUGAUAUUUGAAAAUGGGAAGAGUUAUAUUGGGAAACUCCUGUUUGCAUCUGAUGAAGCCUCAGCUUAUGAUUUAGCAAUUUUAAAUGUUGAAAUUGAUAGAAGUAGCACUGAGAAUUUAUGUUUGAAGCAGAUGCAUGAAUAUGAAUUGGCAAAUGGAAGACAGAUAUUCAUGAUACCAUAUUCGAAGCAUUUUUCUAAGGGUUCACCCAUUCACGUAAAAGGUUAUCCACUGUUUGACGUAGAUAUUGAUCUUGGAGCCACUGUAUGUUCUGGUGUGUUGUCGAACAUUUCAUAUAAUAAUGCUGAUGCUCCUAUACUUCUGCAUUCUACAUGUCUGGUACACAGAGGUUCUAGUGGUGGAGGACUGAUUUGUUCUGUAACCGGUGAAUUGCAGGGCAUUGUUGUCAACCAUGUAAAAGACGAGAACUGCAAUGUUUCAUACCCAGAUGUUAACUUCAGUAUUCCAUGCAAUGUCUUCAUGCCUGUUGUUCUCGACUAUCUUCUAUCUCAAGGAAGAGAUUUGAAUAGUUUAAAUUGCUAUGAUAAUGAUAUCGUACGGGCCUGGAAUAUGGAACCUUCACAUUUGGAUGAUCGAGAACCUAAAAUUAAAAGCAAAUUGUGAUUUGGAAUCUUCAAAAUGCUCUAUUUUAAUAAAUUCAUCAUAUUAUAUUAGCCAAAAUAUAUGAUAAUUGAUUAUGAAAUCGCAAUGAAAUAUUUUGUCCGCAGUUGAUAGUUGUAGGUCCGUCAAAGUAGUGAAAAUGAUAAGUAAAAUUACAUCUGACAUAAGUCUCAAAAUGAUCAAUCAAUCAUUUUAUUUCGGUUCUCUGACAUAAACAACACAAAAAGUAAACAGACAAACAAAACGCAAAGAUACCUGGAAGGCGAGCAUAUCUAAAAAUACUUUCCAUAUUGUACUCUUCUAUAUUUCAUGUUGCCCCGUUUCGUCUGAAGCACCGGUUCUCAACCAGUGGGCCAUGACUGUGCCACAGAAACAUUAUCAGCUGGGCCACAAUUCUAUCAAGAAUUGAUAGACUUCAUGAUAAAUUAGUCAAAUUUGAUUGUAUUAGAAAUAAAUGAUAAUGCUGUUUUUUGCUACUAAAUGAUACUUUUUAUUUCAAUAGUUGAAGUGAAAGCACCUAUCUUAGCAAAAAAUUUUUUUUUAAAAAAUAUUGUUUUCUCCGUAGUUUUUUUCCCUUGCGAGGGAAGGUUAAUGUGCAACGAAAAGGGGGCACAAAAAAAAGGUUGAGAACUUCUGGUUAAAAACUUUUUGUAAAUUAGUGGAAGCUUGUAUUACCACUCUGAGUUUCCAUGCAAUUUGGUGUUUUUUGAAUAUGCAUUAUUCAUAUGUUAUUCAUUUUGUAUGACUUUUUGAUAAUUUUCCACCUAUCAUUUUUGCCAAAUAAUUUAUGGAAUGAAGUGCAAUAAAUUUUAUUUCUCGAUAUGAUUUUCUAUUGUUUGUGUG
Styela clava is the source of this 4603-nucleotide messenger RNA. RefSeq names its product peroxisomal leader peptide-processing protease-like. Gene Ontology annotation, molecular function: serine-type endopeptidase activity. The record is from RefSeq and is a predicted model, not a curated record. Gene Ontology annotation, cellular component: peroxisome. Lineage: Eukaryota; Metazoa; Chordata; Ascidiacea; Stolidobranchia; Styelidae. Gene Ontology annotation, biological process: regulation of fatty acid beta-oxidation; protein processing.